This is a messenger RNA of Eruca vesicaria subsp. sativa (arugula), 405 nucleotides long. NCBI's taxonomy places the organism in Eukaryota, Viridiplantae, Streptophyta, Magnoliopsida, Brassicales, Brassicaceae. The record is from the annotation of a GenBank genome assembly.
AUGCUCUUGAUUGAUGAAAAGUCUUCACAGUUGACGCUCCUCCAGGGCACCACUUUAAACUUACAGAUUCAACCGGCUGGUCUCCCAAGGCACCGGGAACACAUCAUCAGCUUCACUGUUGAGCCUGUGGCCAUAGCUGAACUAAAAGAGUUUAUCCUCACUGCCCAGCCUCAGAGCUGCGAACAAAGCGUUGGCCAGCGAGGGUUGAGUCUGAAACUGAGGGUUUGGAUUGGUGGGAAGCAUGUUGAGGGAAACGUUGAAACGGAGCUCGAGAGCUCGGAAAUGGAGAGAAGGGUGCGCUGUUUGGCGACCAAAGGAAGUGAGAGGAUGAGAUUUGAGACAUGCCCUUCGAAAAAAAAUGAUCUUGUGGAAGUUAAAGCGUGUAAGCGACGUGAAGAGGAGUGA